AAUAGGCGUAUGAGAAGAUGCUCAAUUUCAUACGUCAUUAGGGAAUGGCAAAUAAAAAUCACAAGAUAACACUACACUCAUGUUAGGACGGCUAAAACUCAACCUAGUCUUUAUUCACUCUGAGCUGGUGAGUAAUUUCCCAUGGUAAAAAUAUGUCCGUUUGCACCCGAAGAGUGAAGCCUGACUCCCAAAGGUGCACGCAACACCUGAGGGGAGGGGGCGUGGCGCUUUCAGCCUUAGCGCUCGUGCGAGACUAAAAGCAGUUAGGACUGCCCCUGGCGCCUGAUUAAAAUAUCUAAUUCCAGCUGUCGGGGAUUUUUUUCCCCUGCAUCCUACUAGUAUAUUAACUUUUAUUUAUGAUAAAUGUCAAUACAUUUUUAUUAAUUUCUGAGAGUCCUCUCAGACUCAUUUCAAUUGGGCAUGCAUUCGUCCUGAGUUGCCUUUUGUCCCCAGCCCAUUGUAAGCCCUCCAUAAAGUUUGCAGCUUAGAAUGAUGAUGUAACUUUUGCUAGAAACAACCUUCCCACACCCCAAACCAAAUCGUACCACCUCACAGGGGGCUUGGCGGGGAAGGAACUGAGGGGGUUGUUUUUGUUUUCGUUUUUCUCAGGCAUUUCGGUAGCUGCCUAUUAUCCUGGGGGCGGUGCCGCGUGUAGACCCGAUGGACCCUGGCGAGGCGGCCAUUUUGGAGUCUUCCCGAAGGAGCUGCAACCGGCUUUUCGCGCUGGUCGCGGCGGCCUUGCUGGGCAGAAUGAAUGUGAUAGACCACUUGCGAGACAUGGCGGCAGCGGGGCUGCACUCCAACGUGCGGCUCCUCAGCAGCUUGUUACUUACUAUGAGUAAUAACAACCCUGAGUUAUUCUCCCCAUCUCAGAAGUACCAGCUUUUGGUGUAUCACGCAGAUUCUCUCUUUCACGAUAAGGAAUAUCGGAAUGCUGUGAGUAAGUAUACUAUGGCUUUACAGCAGAAGAAAGCCUUAAGUAAAACUUCAAAAGUGAGACCUUCAACUGGAAAUUCUGCAUCCACUCCACAAAGUCAGUGUCUUCCAUCUGAAAUUGAAGUAAAAUACAAAAUGGCUGAAUGUUAUACAAUGCUAAAACAAGAUAAAGAUGCCAUUGCUAUUCUUGAUGGGAUCCCUUCAAGACAAAGAACUCCCAAAAUAAACAUGAUGCUGGCAAACCUGUACAAGAAGGCCGGUCAGGAGCGACCUUCAGUCACCAGCUAUAAGGAAGUGCUGAGGCAGUGCCCAUUAGCCCUUGAUGCCAUUCUAGGUUUGCUGUCCCUUUCUGUAAAAGGUGCAGAGGUGGCAUCAAUGACGAUGAACGUGAUCCAGACCUUGCCUAACUUAGAUUGGCUCUCUGUGUGGAUCAAAGCGUAUGCUUUUGUGCACAUUGGUGACAACUCGAGAGCAAUCAAUACCAUCUGUUCACUAGAGAAAAAGUCCUUAUUGAGAGAUAACGUGGACCUACUGGGAAGCUUAGCAGAUCUGUACUUCAGAGCUGGAGACAAUAAAAACUCUGUCCUCAAGUUUGAACAGGCACAGAUGUUGGAUCCUUAUCUGAUAAAAGGAAUGGAUGUAUAUGGCUACCUCCUGGCACGAGAAGGGCGGCUGGAGGAUGUGGAGAACCUGGGCUGCCGCCUUUUCAAUAUUUCUGAUCAACAUGCAGAACCCUGGGUGGUCUCUGGGUGUCAUAGCUUCUAUAGCAAACGCUACUCCCGAGCCCUCUAUUUAGGAGCCAAGGCCAUUCAGCUGAACAGUAAUAGUGUUCAAGCUUUGCUACUUAAGGGAGCAGCACUUAGAAACAUGGGCAGAGUCCAAGAAGCAAUAAUCCACUUUCGGGAGGCUAUACGUCUUGCACCUUGUCGCUUAGAUUGUUAUGAAGGUCUCAUCGAAUGUUACUUAGCUUCCAACAGUAUUCGUGAAGCCAUGGUAAUGGCUAACAAUGUUUACAAAACUCUAGGAGCAAAUGCACAGACCCUUACCCUUUUAGCCACCGUUUGUCUUGAAGACCCAGUGACACAGGAGAAAGCCAAAACUUUAUUAGAUAAAGCCCUGACUCAAAGGCCGGACUACAUUAAGGCUGUGGUGAAAAAAGCGGAACUGCUUAGCAGAGAACAGAAAUAUGAAGAUGGAAUUGCUUUGCUGCGGAACGCACUAGCUAAUCAGAGUGACUGUGUCCUGCAUCGGAUCCUAGGAGAUUUCCUUGUAGCUGUCAAUGAGUAUCAGGAAGCAAUGGACCAGUAUAGUAUAGCACUAAGUUUGGACCCCAAUGACCAGAAGUCUCUAGAGGGGAUGCAGAAGAUGGAGAAGGAGGAGAGUCCCACGGAUGCCACUCAGGAGGAGGAUGUGGACGACAUGGAAGGGAGUGGGGAAGAAGGGGACCUGGAGGGCAGCGACAGUGAGGCGGCCCAGUGGGCUGACCAGGAGCAGUGGUUCGGCAUGCAGUGAGGCAGGCACAGCUCCGUGGCCACACUGGCCUGCCCUGCUCUGAGCACUUCCAUGGACUGAAGGAACCUGUAGGAGCCCGCUCUCUGGGAGGACAAUGAUUCAGCAUGUGAUUGCAGCAGGGGUCUCUGCCCCUUGCUCCAUAUUUUUAGUAGUGACUUCAUUUUUAAAAACUGAGCCUGACCAACCUUCCAUAUAUCUCCAUCCUCCUCUGCUCCAGUCAGGGAGGACCAAGUGAGCGCUCAGAGGCCCUUGGACAUGUCGGGGCUUCUGGGACAGAGUGCUUUUUAUAGAACUAACUUCUAAAUCUGAAAGCUCGAGGAAUAGACAGUGUUUUGUCUGUGAUGUUGUGGAUGGGUUUAAAGGAACGACCUGUUCCCCAGAGCAAGAGUGUCAUCUCCCAGCAGCAGCAUGGACUGGCCCUUUCAGAGAGGGUUUCCUGUCCCAGAAAUCAUUAUCCUGGGCUGUCCAAACUUCCCUAGUAACCUUGCUUCCUUCUGCAAUGUUAGUAAUGCCUUAAGCUGACAGUUGCUGUUUUGCAGAACAGUUUUCCUAUUUGCUAAUCUGGUAACUUGCCUUUGAGCCUGGGCUGAAUCUGAGAAACAAGUGUGACCUAGAGCAUGAACAGAGGCGCAGUUGGGGUAAUUAAUAAAACUGUUUUUUGUACAGUAAUGGUGUUGGGUUGGUCAGAAUGGAAGCCCUUUAUAGAUUCUUUUUUUGGUCUCUUAUUUACAGUGCACUGAUUCAGCUCUAGAAGUAUUUGCCAUAAAUAGACUCCCUUUUUCUCAGAGUGCUGGGAGCUGGGAGGAUUGGGAACCUCAGGUAACACUGAGCUGGUUCAUCCAUUUGCAUUUUUGAUUGGUAAAUUCCUGGGGAGAGUCUUUGGCCAGAUUUUAGACUGAUUAUGCCUGUCUCUGUCAGGGGCGCUGAGGUCGGUGUCUGGUUUCAGCAUUCUGUUGUGGGGUCAGCAGGGGGCUCAUUCCCUGGGCUCGGGUGCUGGGAGACUACCCACCCUUUCCCCCUUGUUUAAUAUGUGAUGCUUUUGGAGGUGAAUGUAGUGGGGGGUGUCGCAGCUAACCCCAGAUUCUCAUUAAAAUUAGUCUAAGGUGGUACAAAAUGGGAAUUUGACAUAAAUGUAAAGUUCUGUCUUAAUGUGUAAAAACAUAGAAGUGUACAAUAGUUCAGGAGCUUAGAACAUCUGGUAACUGCAGUUUAAAGUGGGCAAAAAGUUACUGUUAAAGUAUCUUUCAGUAUGAGAACCAAAGCUUGGGCAGCAGCAUUUGAUGGAGCGGUUUUUAAAGAGCCCGGCAGGCAGUUGGAGUCAAGCCAGGUGAAUGUGUGGCCCAGAGAAGACACUGCUCUUUGGUGCUCGCUGCAGGAUGCAAGCUCGCCGCAGGAUGCAGGCUCAUGUCCUUCCUCAGCUCACCUCUGAGCAUCCACGAUCAGUUAGUGCUUUGGGAGAAAAAGUGAAAUCUCUCCUCUGGGGAGGAAGCCCAGCCCCACCCUCCUGAUCUUGUUUCUGCACGUCAGACUCAUCACCAUGAGCCCUGAGAUUCUCUCAGGAUCAGUCUGUGCCUUGGAACCCGCACCUGUGCCCCGCCUUCCAUCAGCAGCCUCACGUUUUUCCCCUUUCAUCUCUGCUGGGAGCCCCUGGAUCAGUCUGGCCUGUCCAUCCCAGGCCCCUCCCUCCCAGCAACACCCUGCACUGGAUUCCUCAGGCCCCUCACACCUGCAGCUCCAGUAUUUCCAUCUCGGCAGUGCUGGGGUGACAACUGGGUUGAAGUGGCAACUGAAACUAUAUUUUUAGAGCACCUGACAUAGGAUUGAAAACACUCUCAGUUUACUUCAAAGAAUCAGAGGAGUUUGAGUUGGAGGGUGCUGAAGCUCUUCCCUGCCAGUCACUUGCUCUCAUAAACAGAAAACCUCAUGAGGGUGAGGAGCCCCAGGAAGCAGGGGCACAAUCAGGCUGACCAGCCCUGUCGCUGUCCCACUGAUCCACUUGCAGGAAACCAAGCAACCUUAUAAAGGAUGCCCUUCCACAUGCCUGCAGUCACCACAGGUACCUUCUGCUGUCUGGAUUUUCGCACAGCCAAUAUGGGGAUGUUUUAACUGAUGCUUGUCAUUCCUCCUGGCUCCUUCCAGAUUGUUUGAAGCACAGGUUUGGAAUCAGACUGGGUUGGGUUCUAAAAGUCUGAGCUCACCUGUUAGUGCUGUGGGUCAGGGGCCAGGUGGUUAGCCUCCAUGCUCUGGGCUCCCUCAUCCUCUGGGCUGAGGACUGAAUAAUCCUGUGAGGAGUUCAUCAUGGUCCCCAUUGGGAACAUCAUUGCCAUCACGAGGGUAAUGGAGAUGCUAGAAUGCCAAUUCUUUCCUGGGGAACUGGGGACUGGUGGUAUCACUCUGAAGCCUUCUUGCUCUUCUCUCCUGGAGGUCCCUCUGCUGAGCAGGGAGGCAGGGUCCUAAGGAAGGGUGUUCCAUGCCCUCCACCUUGGCCCUUCACUCUUCGUUUCUGAACCCAUGCUGUGUGCCAGGGACCUGGCAGAUGUGACCCCUACAGAGCUUAUGUCAGGAGUGCUCCUUGCCAGCCUUAGUUUGGAGGCCACACUCCUGCCUCUGAAUUCUUUCCCAGAGAAUGAGGCCAGCUUUUGCCUGAAUCUGUAAUUCUGAAACUUGAUUAUGCUUCUCAGUGAUACAGAUUUCUAGGCUGGACACCAAACUUUAAUCCAAGUCUGGGCCCUGGGCCCAAGAGUCUGCAUCUUUAAUCCCAUCCCAAUUUACUAUUCUGAUGCAGCUGUUCCCUGGUCCAAAUAUUGAGAAACCUGGGAGAAGGGUUUGAGGGCCCCAGAAGCUGCAGGCCUGACCUUAGAGGGCCCCUGGGGGCCUCACUCUGUAGUUGCCUGUGGGUGGGGCAACUCUCAUGACCAGGCCUCUUGAGCCCAUGCCCAGGCCUGCUUGCUGACCCCGAAGCCAUGGGCACUGCCUGCUGCAUUCUCUCUGCUGACAACAGGCAGUGAGGCCUGACUCAACAAGAACCUCACUUCAGCGUCCAGGGACAGCAUCCAUAACCAGGCCUGCCAGGAAUUCCUGGCACUGGGAGGGCCUGUUGAGAUUUUUGCCUGGAAAUUCUGGACCACCUUAUAGUUCUUCGAUGCUUCUAUGAGGAUUUUUAAAAAAUUUGGUGAGUGGGCAAGAUUGUGGAAUAAGAAGACCCUGAGCUCAUCUCCUUCCAUGGGCACAGCAAAACUACAACUAUUUAUACACAACAACUAUUGACGAGAACGACAUGAAGACUAGCAGAAAAGAUCUUCUGCAACUAAAGAUAAAAUGAAGGAACCAUGAGACAAGUAGGAAGGGUGGAGACACAGUAUAGUCAAGUCCUAUACCCCCAGGUUGGUGCUUUUCUUUUGCAAACAUCCUGGUAUGGCCCUUCCAGCACUUGUGAGGAACUCCCUAAGGCAUUUUCCCUUCUCUUGUCUGACUACAGUGACUCUCCAGAACAGUGCUAAGUUGUGGGCAAUAGUGGACGGAAACCCUGACUACAAAUCAAAGAAGUGCUACAAAGAGGAGCCUCAAGCACUAACUGGCAGCCAUUUGGAGAUGACAGGUACUAAGAGAUUAUGUGUAGCAGAACCCAAUUCCAAAGAAAUCUAAGCUCCAAGGCUGGGAGGCAGCAGGUACUGGGAAUAGGUCUGGAGACCCACCGUAGGACCUCCUGGCUACACCACCCUGCACUGCACGAAGAUGGUGUUCACCCUGGUGCAGAGGGGCAGGCGUGUUUCCAGGGUGGUGGAUUGUGGGGGUGGGCCCAGACGGAGACGCUGGGGCCUGACCUGCUUCCUUCUUAGGUACCUUCUGCUCCUGCCCGGCAUCACAGUCCCUUCAACCCGUCUUCUCUGGCUUCUGCAGUUCCCAUUUCUGAGCUUCCUUAGCUCGCUUCUUGGCGCCAUGCUUCUUUCUCUUCCUCUCGUUCCACUUGUACGUGCCGCUGCCUGUUACUCUGACCUUCGUGUGUUCUAACAUCUUGUUUGCACACUGCUUACGCUGCUUCUCAUCUAAGCAACCACUCACCACUCUGGCUAGGACAAAGGCUGGAUCUGUCCUGCAGUAAACUGUCAGUGGAUUCUGUGUCCUCACACACUUGGUACAGCUGGACCGGAGUAAAACCACCUGCAACAGAGGCUGGCAGACACUGGCCAUCUGGUCAGCCUCCAGCUCCUGGGUCCCCUCAACAGACUGGUCCAUCCUGCCUGCCACUUUGUUCAGCCCAAGAAACCCAGGCUCUGGGGCUCCGACAGGCAGGGGGAAGGCAGCUGAGGAGCCACAGAUUUGUCUAGUGUCUAGGGCAGACACGCCUGCACCCUGCAACACUGCCACCUCACUGAGCUUUGAAUGUCAAUGUAGUUGUGGUAAUUCUGCUCAAAUAUAACACGUCAAAGUUUUGAUAUA
Messenger RNA from Balaenoptera musculus (blue whale), 6888 nucleotides. It is a transcript of the gene ANAPC7, whose product is annotated as anaphase promoting complex subunit 7. Gene Ontology annotation, molecular function: protein binding. The record is from RefSeq and is a predicted model, not a curated record. Gene Ontology annotation, biological process: cell division. NCBI's taxonomy places the organism in Eukaryota, Metazoa, Chordata, Mammalia, Artiodactyla, Balaenopteridae.